Megalopta genalis is the source of this 6818-nucleotide messenger RNA. RefSeq lists its product as uncharacterized. The record is from RefSeq and is a predicted model, not a curated record. Lineage: Eukaryota; Metazoa; Arthropoda; Insecta; Hymenoptera; Halictidae.
AUCGAUCGAUACGCGGCUCGUAUCUCGAUGCUGCCGGCGACGCCACUUUCAACUCGAACGCCUAAAUUCAUGGGUUAGACGGGGAUACCAUCGUGUUUCCACGGCAUUAAUCAAACCAACCGAUUGGUUCGGGACAAGAAAAAUUGCCGGCCGGAGCUGAAUGCGCUCCGAUACGGAGUAUCAUCGUAAACGAGCCAGACACCGCCACAUGAGGGACAACCUAUCGUCGCCGAGGCAUCGUCAUGGCAGACGACGACGACCAGGACGAGUUUCUGGACGUGGAGGAGGCUGACGAGGCACCGGGUUCGCCUUCGGAGGUCGUCGGGAUCGCGGAGGGGCCGAAGACCGGAUCACAGUCGCCGUCUUUAGCAUCGGGAACUGUUCAACCAUCCGUGAAGUCGGUCGCCGAAGGCGCCCAAGUGUCCGGGACAAUCAAGACAGGGUCCCAAAUAUCCGGAUCAGUAAAGUCAGAGUCCCCACGAUCGGGAAGUGCGAGAGGAUCGGUCGCGGAGCCAGUACCCCAAGAUGGCAGGAAGAGCCACGAGACCUUCGAGGAAUCGUCCAGAAGCGACGAGGUGAUCAGUAAGUCCCAGGAGGUGUCUCUGGCCGAGAAACGGAGCUCGCUGGACGACCUAGGCGACAAGAAGGACCCGGGCCAAAGAGCGAAGCCGAGCAAAUGGCAGAGACAGUGCAGCAGACAGUUCCGCGACAUGAUAGGCAAGAGAGUGCUGAAGAACGAGGAGCUGGAGAGGCAGAAGGGCGACCUUCACCAGCGUCUGAACAUCUUGGAAUGCUCGAUGCCGGCUGUGAUGGUCUGGAACAUCUGGCGGAUGGCGCAAGGCUCGAACGCGCCCUGUCUCCAGCAGGUGCUGGAGAAGCAGUUCCAGGGUCCGGCAUCCGGAGAAGUCUACUGUCCCAGCACCCCUAGUCGCCACUUCGACUGCAGGGUCAGAGAAGCUGAAGCGGAGAGGAAGCAAGCGGAGAAGAGAAUGGACGAGGCUAGGACUUUGUGGGCUGAGAAGAUGGCGAGCUUGGAGGACAGAGAGGAGAGGCUGCGGGAAGCUAAGAGAGUCCAGGAGGAGCAGCAACAGAGGAUCGAGCAGCUGACCAACGAGGUCCAGAAGCUGAGGGAGACCAAGGCGGUGGACGACGGCGCCUGCGAAGCUGGUGAAUGCGGAGCGAUAGAGUGCAAGAAGAAGUGGCUGGACAAGGUGCCCAGCAGCGCGUCGAUCCGCUCGACGGACAUCGAGUGCCUCGAGAAGCUCCAGGAGCUGGCCCAGGCGGAGCUCUGCAUGAAGAGGCAGAUCGCGGAUCUGGAGCGUCGCGAGGAGGCUUACAUGAGGACCCUCCAGAAGGCGGACGAGCUCUGGUGCAAGACGGAGGAGGACGCGGCCGCUGCUCUUCAAGAAAAGGCUACGGAGAGUCAACAGAUGGCUGGCAGAAUAGGCGAGUUGGAGGACGAGGUGGAGAAGCUGCGGGCCAGGCUGAACACCUGCCGAGGGGAGCUGGAGAAGUUCAUGAGCAUCGGGAAGAUCGAGGCUCUGAUUGGCCGGGAUGACGACUUUGCUGAUGUCAGGGACUCGCAGAUUAGUGCUGUCGUGGAUGUGACGGACGGCGUGACUGGAAGAGACGAUUACUAUGUCGAUGCUGACAUGGUGGACCCUUCUAUGAUUGGCGCUCUUCUAGGAGAUGCUUCUCUAAGAGACGCUUCUAUCAGAGACGCUUCCCUAAGGGACGCUUCUCUAAGAGACGCUUCUAUCAGAGACGCUUCCCUAAGAGACGCUUCUAUCAGAGACGUUUCUCCAAGUGACGCUCCUAUGAAAGAUAUCCCCCUGAAAGACGUCCUCGCAAGUGGCGCUGUCAUUCGACCCGGAGACCUAGCAGAGACCACUGUGAUGGAGAUCCGAGGGUACCUGGAUCAGAUAGCGUCUCUGUCCGAACUCGACGAUCCUGGCAGGUUCUGUGGCCCGGAAUUCGACUGCAAUGACGUAGGAUUGACAGAGACUGGGCUUCUCGAAGAGGAGAGGAUCGCUCUCGAAGAGAAUCGUGUCACUGCUAGGGAGUUGCUGGAGAUGUACGGACUCCUUGAGAUCGCCGAGAGGAUGACUUCUGACGGAGAGGCGGGGGUUAAGAUGACUAGGAAAGUUGAGGAGCAUUUUGAGGAAGUCACGGUGAAGGAAACCGUGACUUUGGCGGAGGAUGCUGAUGAGACGGUUCAGAGGGAGAUUGUUUAUGACGAAGAGGUGCUUGAAAAGGAAACUGUCUUCGAUGAUCAGGAGUCUGAGGAGAUUGUUUAUGAUAUGGAAGGGUCUGAGAGUGAUAUUGUUUAUGAAUACGCGUUGGAGGAGGAUCUGGAAGAGUAUGCCAUGAUGCCUGAAGAGGACCAGGAGUUUCAAUUUGCUCCUUCGAAGACGGAUGGAGAUGUCUUGGUACCUCUGGAACAACUGUCCUCGUGGCAGGGACACGUGUAUGCCAUUCGAUCAAAGAUCGCUGAUUGUCCAAGCUGCAUUGCCGUGGACGGAGUGGCCGAGAUCGUGGCCGAAGAACUGGCAGGCUACACUGGCAGAACGAUGAAACUCGAAGUAGCAUACCGAAUGCCUAAAGACAAGGAACCUGCAGAAUUGGAGUACGAGAGAGAAGCACCGCUUGUUGAAAAACUUGAGAUGAAGUACGAACAAGUUGAAGAGAAGAUAAAAAGGGAGCCAGAAUCAGUAUCAGAUUUUGUGCCUGUGGAAAGAGAAGAGAGGGCAUUUAAGACAGAACCUGAAGUGCCUGUAGUCGAAGCGAGAGCACCUGAAGAGGUCGUAGAAAAAGUACAUGAAGAAGUGAAAGUAGAAGUGGUGCGUGUUGAAGUUCCCGAGCCGAUGAAAGAAGCAAGACCAGUGGAAGAAGCAAAAAUAGAAAGGGCUGAACCGGUACCAGUGAGAGAACCUGAUGAAAUUGAUAGACCACCAGUAGAAGAAGUCAUAAAAGAUGAAGCAGAAAGACCCCCAAAAGAAGAAGUCAUAAAACAUGAAGCAGAAAGACCUCCAAAAGAAGAAGUCAUAAAACAUGAAGCAGAAAGACCUCCAAAAGAUGAAGCGGUAAGGCCUCCGAAAGAUGAAGCGGUGAGGCCUCCAAAAGAUGAAGCAGAAAGGCCUCCAAAAGAUGAAGCAGAAAGGCCUCCAAAAGAUGAAGCAGAAAGGCCUCUAAAAGAUGAAGCAGAAAGGCCUCUAAAAGAUGAAGCAGAAAGGCCACCAAAAGAUGAAGUAGAAAGACCUCCAAAAGAAGUCACAGAAGAUGAAGCAGAGAGGCCUCCAAAAAAAGAAGUCACGAAAGGUGAAGCAGAAAAGCCUCCAAAAGAAGAAGUCACAAAAGAUGAAGCAGAGAGGCCUCCAAAAGAAGAAGUCACGAAAGAUGAAGCAGAAAGGCCUCCAAAAGAAGAAGUCGCAAAAGAUGAAAGAGUCAGAACACCAAAAGAGGUACUAGAAGCACCAGAGCCAACGGUGGAGAGAGAAAGAGUACCCGAAGAGAAGCCAGAAGAAGAGAGACCACUAGAAUCGAAGGAACCCGAAGAGGUACCAGAGAUUGUCAAGAUAGAAAAAAGAGAACCUGAAGAUAAGAAACCAGAGCCAAUUGUGGAGGAGCAAGUGGCAAAAGCUGAAGAAGUGCCGCUUAAAAAGGAGCCAGAAUUCGGAGAAGAAGAUGACGAGGAAACAGACUUCGACGAGCUGAUGUCAGAAGGAGAGGAGAUUGAAGAAGUUCACGUGGAGCAACUUGAGGAAUUCGAGGACGCGAUUGAGGUGGAUAUAAUAUCAGUGGAAAAGGCGCCGGAGCCUGAGAAAGAAGAAGUUACAUUGGAAGAGGAACCCGAGGAGAUAGUGGCAGUUCCAGUGGCAGAAGAAGUGGAACCAAAGGAAAUAGAAAUGGACAUGCUUCCAGUGGAAGUAAUACCAGGAGAGAUGGUGAUAGUACCAGAAGAGGUCGAAAUGGAGGAACUUCCAGCGGAAGAGGUGGUCGAGGUCAAGCCGGAGAAAAUAAUCCCAGAAGUGGAAGAGAUCAGGGUGGACGUGAUUCCAGAAGAGGAGCCUCCCGAAGAGGAGAAAAUCGUCGACAUAUCAGUGGAGGAAGCGGAAGAGGAAAUCGAAGCUGAAGUGCCAGAGAUGGAGAAGAUAGAACUGGAGGUGGAGCUACUAGAAGACGCGAAGGUGGCCGUCGAGGUAGAAAUUGAAAUAGCUCCCGUCGAAGUCCCUGACAUCCUUGAAGAACCCGAGGAGAUCGAGAUCAGUAUAGAGGAAGAGUGCAUCUGCAAUGGCAUCUUAGCCAUGGAGUAUCCGGUGAUAGAGUACCUCUUCCCACCUCUUCCAGUCACGGAAGAAGAAUCGGUCUGCCAGUGUCUGGCAGAAGACGAGACCCCAAUCGAUGAAGAGGAACCUGGCGAGUGUACCUGCUCGACCGGAGGUGGCCCUAUCGAAGAGGAAGAGCCUGAAGAGUGUCAAUGCAAUUCGGGAGCUGCUCCAGCUGAGAAAGAUGACUCCGGUGUCUCCAACGCAUCAGAAGAUCCAUCCAAAGCGUCAAAGAAGUCUUCACCAUCAGUCCAGAAAGAGGACUCUGGAGUUUGCAGGUGCAGGUCGAAGACUCCGUCUGGCGGGUCCAAGACUCCAUCGAAAGACUCCAAGAGGUCUUCGCCAUCGGUCCAGAAAGAGGACUCUGGAGUUUGCAGGUGCAGGUCGAAGACUCCGUCUGGCGAGUCCAAGACUCCAUCGAAGGACUCCAAGAGGUCUUCGCCAUCGGUCCAGAAAGAGGACUCUGGAGUUUGCAGAUGCAGGUCGAAGACUCCGUCUGGCGGGUCCAAGACUCCGUCGAAAGACUCCAAGACGUCUUCGCCGUCUGUCCAGAAGGAGGCCUCUGGAGUUUGCAGGUGCAGGUCGAAGACUCCGUCUGGAGGAUCCAAGAGGUCAACGCCGUCAGUUCAGAAGGAGGACUCUGGAGUUUGCAGAUGCAGGUCGAAGACUCCGUCGAAGGACUCCAAGAGGUCGAUACCGUCGGUGAAGGAAAAGGGUGUCCGCAAACCCGAGGGAGGUCAACCGAGGACGGAGGUGACGCAGACAGAGAUCACGCAGACAGAGGUCACGCAGACGGAGAUCAGACAGAUAGAGGUGAACACGUUGACGAUCCAGGCGGUGACGCAGACGGUAGCCGACGUGGGAAUGCAGACGCAGUCGCCUUCGCUGCUCAGACAACCACAGUCCAAGGUCGGCAGCAGGGUCAUCGAGCAGGAGACCGUGGAGCGGCAGACUCGGAAGAAGACAUCCCAGGAGCCAUCGGGUAUGAUGGUGGCCGCAACCUCUCAGACCGAGAAGUCCAGCUUCCUCAGGAUCCUGCAGACCCUGAAGACCACGGGAGCCUACUCGAAGGCGGACCCGGAGAAGGAGCUGAGGAGCAUCAACUACGGCAAGAAGUCCGAGGACGCCGAGGCACGGUGCAACUGUUGCCUGUGUGGUAAGGACACUCUUCAGGAUCAGAAGCCCGUGGAGGCUCCGACGUCCUCCGUGAUGAGACUGCUGCAGGCCCUGCCUUUGUUGAGCAAGGCUGCGACCAGUGUCGACCAAGGUGUCCAACACGAGUCUUUCUGCCAGCAGUGCAAGAUCAAGAGGCUCCAAAGAUCGGCUGACGGGUCCACCGUCAAGGAGCCCAAGCAAAUCCAGACCACGCGGGACCAGGAGGUCGCCACUUCCAGGUCGACCCUGAAGCAAUCUUCCAGCAAACAAAGAAGAUCCAACGAUUCCGUUAUGGCGAAGAUCAGAGUUGAGAAAUCGCCGAAGCGCAGGUCGACGGAGGAGAAGCGUCUGCAGGAAGUUGCCGAAGAGAUGCCUCAACGGAAACCUGAGAACGGGUGCAAAACGGAGGACGCUGUACACUGUGUCUGCAACACCUUCGGUGUAGCUGGGAUGAAGAAGAUGCGCUGCGCCUGCGGUGAUCCCGAUUGAUCCACAUUUUUGGUUUCCCAAGGAAUGGACAGGAAGACAAUGGCGAAUGGAACAGGACUCUUAUCGAGCGCCUCGCCAUCGUGUCCGGAUAACGAAACGAAAGGAAACCUGGAAAAGCCGCGGCCCGAGUGUAUCGCGAGCGUGCAGCAAAGGCUUCCGGCCGAGUGGACACUGGAAGAUAGAAUCGAAGAUAGACGCGACAAAGGAAAUGCUUUAGCUCAGCCGAAAAUCGUCGGCCGUGCAAUCGUCUACAUUUUCCGCCGCUGCAAUCGAAUCGCGCGACUCUGUAACGAACUUACACCGUCCCCUCUGUGUAAUGCAUGCGCAUGCAGUGAAAAAUCGUGUCGUGCAACAACAACAAAAAAAAAGAAAAAAAAUAGAGAAUUCGGUCACUCGUGCUCCGCUGGAUUUCCAUCCGCGUUUCAGCCGCGUCGAUCGAUCGGGCCGAUCGGACUCCGCGGCCGAAACGAACGCGGGAACGACGCUCGAUUCGAGCGCGUUUCCUCGGCCGUCGUCUCUCCGCGACUCGGAAGAUCUCGCCUAGCGCGUAGAUCACGGCCGCGAUGCUCGGUUGGCACCGCCGCGGUCACAAUUUGUCGCCAAAUCGAAACGAGAGAGAUCCGGACGGACGGACGGACGGCCUGAAAUAAUCGGAGACGGAUCGACGAGGAGCUGGACAGCGAGGAUACGCAUGAUUCACGAUCAACUUCGCCUGCUAUUUUCGACUCGGCUCCAACGAGCCACGAAUCGCGGCGGCGGUUUAAUCCUCCGUCUAUUUCCAUCCGUAUUUACGCGCCACGGAACAAGAGACGUUUGAUUGUCACAAAAAGAAAAAUAUUAAAAAACGAA